Molecule: messenger RNA, 3955 nt
Organism: Coregonus clupeaformis (lake whitefish)
Lineage: Eukaryota; Metazoa; Chordata; Actinopteri; Salmoniformes; Salmonidae
Product: syntaxin-1A
Exons: 10
Coding region: 454-1317 (287 amino acids)
Biological process (GO): intracellular protein transport; exocytosis; synaptic vesicle fusion to presynaptic active zone membrane
Cellular component (GO): plasma membrane; SNARE complex; presynaptic active zone membrane
Molecular function (GO): SNAP receptor activity; SNARE binding
Source: RefSeq, a predicted model, not a curated record
UUACAUCCCCACUAUCAAGGCUCACUUGGGCGUUAUCGUCCUCGCUGUUAAACCGCUAAUACCAUAGUCUAAUAUUGCCCAUUCCUUGGUCUCGCCUUUGGUCGUUUAGGCCUACUUGAGUCGAAUAAAAUGGUGCAUCAGAAUGCAUUUUGAUAUGGGCAUAUAAUCUGAUGCGAUGAACACUGGGGAUUCAUGGGUUAAAAACGGAUGGCCUAGCCUCACCUUUCAAGCGCGUCACCCCUUAGGUGGUCCCACCUUCCAAACCACUGGCGAGGAAAUCACGCUAGCUUGCCAUCCACUAGCGGUUUGAAGCGCGCACUCGGCGUUUGGACACCCUUUUUGCUCGCUCCGCUUUUUGCCGCCGCUCUUUUGAAGAUUAUAGAAAAUAUCAUCGCCACCACAUUCAUAAAGGGGCACUACGGAGGCUGGCGGACAAGUGUGACAUAAGACAUCAUGAAAGACCGCACGCAAGAACUUCGACACGGGAAGGAGACUGAGGAGGAGGAGGAGGUGACUGUGGGCAUGGACAAAGGCUUCAUGGAGGAAUUCUUUGAGCAGGUGGAGGAGAUCCGUGUCUACAUUGAGUCCCUGGCUGAGAAGGUGGAGGAGGUGAAGAGAAAACACAGUGCCAUCCUAGCUGCACCCAACCCUGACGAGAAGACGAAGGGGGACCUGGAAGAUCUGAUGACGGACAUUAAGAAGUUGGCCAAUAAAGUUCGCUCCAAACUAAAGAGUAUCCAACAGACCAUUGAGCAGGAGGAGAGCCAGAACAAGUCUUCAGCUGACCUGAGGAUACGCAAGACACAGCACUCCACGCUGUCCCGUAAGUUUGUGGAGGUGAUGUCAGAGUACAACGCCACCCAGUCAGACUACAGGGAGCGCUGCAAGGGACGCAUCCAGAGACAGCUGGAGAUCACUGGGAGGAAUACAACAAACGAGGAGCUGGAGAGCAUGUUAGAGAGUGACAACCCAGCUAUCUUCACUUCAGGGAUCGUCAUGGACUCCAACAUCACCCAGCAGGCGAUGAACGAGAUAGAGACACGUCACACUGAGAUCAUCAAGCUGGAGAACAGCAUCCGUGAGCUACAUGAUAUGUUCAUGGACAUGGCCAUGCUGGUGGAGAGCCAGGGGGAGCUGGUGAACAACAUUGAGCAGAACGUGUGUAACACGCAGGACUAUGUGGAACAGGCUAGAGACAACUACAAGGCUGCCGUCAGCAUGCAGAAGGGCGGCCGCAGGAAGAUGAUCCUGAUAGGGGUCUGCCUUGCGGUCUCUCUGAUCAUCCUCAUCAUCUCUCUGGCUGUGGGGCUCAGUUAGGGAGCCACCGACAUCCAGACCUUGGCCUGAGGGUGGGUGCCCCUCUGGGCUUGGAGAGGCCUGGUUAAGGGCCUUGUCACCUCCCUGGAGGAUGGCUCAAUGUCUUCCACACUCACCUAGCUCUCUGGUGGUCUGGUCUACCUUCACCCACCCUGGUUAAAAGAAGGUGUGUCAAAGACUGAAGAGCUGGAACACAUAGUUACUGGGCAGACCGGUUCUGGAACACAUAGUUACUGGGCAGACAGGUUCUGGAACACAUAGUUACUGGGCAGACAGGUUCUGGAACACAUAGUUACUGGGCAGACAGGUUCUGGAACACAUAGUUACUGGGCAGACAGGUUCUGGAACACAUAGUUACUGGGCAGACCGGUUCUGGAACACAUAGUUACUGGGCAGACAGGUUCUGGAACACAUAGUUACUGGGCAGACCGGUUCUGGAACACAUAGUUACUGGGCAGACAGGUUCUGGAACACAUAGUUACUGGGCAGACCGGUUCUGGAACACAUAGUUACUGGGCAGACAGGUUCUGGAACACAUAGUUACUGGGCAGACCGGUUCUGGAACACAUAGUUACUGGGCAGACAGGUUCUGGAACACAUAGUUACUGGGCAGACAGGUUCUGGAACACAUAGUUACUGGGCAGACCGGUUCUGGAACACAUAGUCACAGGGCAGACCGGUUCUGGAACACAUAGUUACUGGGCAGACCGGUUCUGGAACACAUAGUCACAAGGCAGACCGGUUCUGGAACACAUAGUUACUGGGCAGACAGGUUCUGGAACACAUAGUUACUGGGCAGACCGGUUCUGGAACACAUAGUUACUGGGCAGACCGGUUCUGGAACACAUAGUUACUGGGCAGACAGGUUCUGGAACACAUAGUUACUGGGCAGACCGGUUCUGGAACACAUAGUUACUGGGCAGACAGGUUCUGGAACACAUAGUUACUGGGCAGACAGGUUCUGGAACACAUAGUUACUGGGCAGACCGGUUCUGGAACACAUAGUUACUGGGCAGACCGGUUCUGGAACACAUAGUUACUGGGCAGACAGGUUCUGGAACACAUAGUUACUGGGCAGACCGGUUCUGGAACACAUAGUUACUGGGCAGACAGGUUCUGGAACACAUAGUUACUGGGCAGACCGGUUCUGGAACACAUAGUCACAGGGCAGACCGGUUCUGGAACACAUAGUUACUGGGCAGACCGGUUCUGGAACACAUAGUCACAGGGCAGACCGGUUCUGGAACACAUAGUUACUGGGCAGACAGGUUCUGGAACACAUAGUUACUGGGCAGACCGGUUCUGGAACACAUAGUCACAGGGCAGACCGGUUCUGGAACACAUAGUUACUGGGCAGACCGGUUCUGGAACACAUAGUCACAAGGCAGACCGGUUCUGGAACACAUAGUUACUGGGCAGACAGGUUCUGGAACACAUAGUUACUGGGCAGACCGGUUCUGGAACACAUAGUUACUGGGCAGACCGGUUCUGGAACACAUAGUUACUGGGCAGACAGGUUCUGGAACACAUAGUUACUGGGCAGACCGGUUCUGGAACACAUAGUUACUGGGCAGACAGGUUCUGGAACACAUAGUUACUGGGCAGACCGGUUCUGGAACACAUAGUUACAGGGCAGACAGGUUCUGGAACACAUAGUUACUGGGCAGACCGGUUCUGGAACACAUAGUUACAGGGCAGACAGGUUCUGGAACACAUAGUUACUGGGCAGACCGGUUCUGGAACACAUAGUUACAGGGCAGACAGGUUCUGGAACACAUAGUUACUGGGCAGACAGGUUCUGGAACACAUAGUUACUGGGCAGACCGGUUCUGGAACACAUAGUUACAGGGCAGACAGGUUCUGGAACACAUAGUUACUGGGCAGACAGGUUCUGGAACACAUAGUCACAGGGCAGACAGGUUCUGCUACUUCAUGUUGAGGAUAUCCACACCCAUAGAAAUCCCAUGAACACUACAGAUAGAUCUCAAUAAUUAGUGGUCCUUGGUAGAGCAUGGCACUUGCAAUGUCAGGAUAGUGGGUUUGAUUCCUGGGACCACCCGUACGUGAAAUGGGCUGUAAGUUGCUUUGUAUAAAAGUGUCUGCUAAAUGUCCUGUAUUAUAAUUGAAUGAUCUUUUUACCUGUUUGUGUCUGCAAGUCAUCACCCUACAUGUGACCCAGUCAUGUUGUAUGAGUGCUUCUGUGUUGUUGAAGGAGAUGUUUUGCAUGUUUUAUAAUCAUGUUGAUGUACUGUGCAGUGUAUGAAUCAUUAUCUAUGACCACGAUGAUAUAAUCAACUACUGGCUGUACUAUGUACUGUGCAUGGCUUCUGUUUUCAGAGAAACCCUGUAUUUAAACGAAUAAUAAUACAGAAUGUGGAAAUUGCCCUAACUGACCCGUAGCACUCCAAUACUGUCUGUGAGAAUAAUCUUAAGCGCUGUGUUCUGUUAUUAAUAACCCGUUGUUUAGGUGUUUAUCUUUAACACAUUUUUACUCUUCUCUUCACAUGCUGCCUGGUAUGUUUGUUUCUCUUUUUAAAAUGUGCAGAAGAAAAUUAUGAUCAUUAUUUGCUGUGUGAUUCUGGGAAUCGUCAUUGCUUCUACUAUUGGAGGAUACCUAGGUAUAGCCUGAGACAUACCA